AUGGCACAGUGGCCAUCACUUCGCCGCUUCUUUAACCAGAUACCGGGUCCAUUCCUCGCCAAGCUGACGAGACUGUGGAAACUAUACCAUCUCCUUGUCGGCUCGUACACGAAGCGCGUCAACGAGCUUCACCGGCUAUAUGGUACGUCCGCAAUGCCUUUGGCCGAAAAACAAGAACUCGUCUUGAUCGGCAAGAAACUGUCGAAAACCACAAGCACCAUCGCACCCGACGCGCUGGUCUCUCUCGUCGCCUGUACUCACAUGGAGAGACUCAAGCGAAACGAACACUUGAUUCGUGCUUGUGAUGACCAGUUUCUCGACCUUCUUUUGCUCGCCGCCCAGAACAAGAAGCCGGUCGAUGUGGCCAAUGUGCUCACGCGUUACGCCUUCGAGGUGAUGAUUGCUAUGACCACCGAGAAACGCGCUGGCUUCUUGGAUGCGUCACCAAGCACAGAAAGAGUUGUCCGCCAGCUCGCCUCCUGGAAAUUUCAUAGCGUCUUAUUCGGCUCGUUCCUGCGUUAUCAUCCGCUGAUCAACUCGAUUCUCAAGAAGCUACAUUUCCAUAGCCAGGGCCAGAGCCUGCUUGACCCGGUCAUGGACGUGCUCGGACAGGACCCCAACGAGAACGGCAAUCUUGCUUUCCCCGUUCGUGACAAAGAAGCAAGAAUUGCACUGGUGCUCGCCGCUGCAGACCCUACCAUGACGCUCAUCCUCGAAGUCCUCAGGACUGUCAGUCAGGAUCAGGAGUUGCAGUCGCAGCUGUCAGAGGAGGUGAGAACCUCCAGCUUGACUAAGUCUCCAUCGUUUCAAUCAAUCAUCAUACACAAGGCCAAGGCUCCGCUGCUCCAUGCUGUCAUACAGAGGCAGAUUCGUACUCAGAAGCUAUCUGAUACUGGGAUCAGCUUUGUUGCGGGCGCUGGCGGCACACGAAUUGGAAAUAUCGUCGUGCCUGAGAAAGAGACCAUCACAAUCACCUCCGUUGACAGU
Molecule: messenger RNA, 987 nt
Organism: Sphaerulina musiva SO2202
Lineage: Eukaryota; Fungi; Ascomycota; Dothideomycetes; Mycosphaerellales; Mycosphaerellaceae
Exons: 2
Molecular function (GO): monooxygenase activity; oxidoreductase activity, acting on paired donors, with incorporation or reduction of molecular oxygen; heme binding
Source: RefSeq, a predicted model, not a curated record